This is a messenger RNA of Piliocolobus tephrosceles (Ugandan red Colobus), 408 nucleotides long. Its product is annotated as metallothionein-1E. Gene Ontology annotation, biological process: cellular response to copper ion; cellular response to cadmium ion; intracellular zinc ion homeostasis. Bases 66 to 251 code for a protein of 61 amino acids. Gene Ontology annotation, cellular component: cytoplasm; nucleus. Gene Ontology annotation, molecular function: metal ion binding. The transcript has a single exon. The record is from RefSeq and is a predicted model, not a curated record. NCBI's taxonomy places the organism in Eukaryota, Metazoa, Chordata, Mammalia, Primates, Cercopithecidae.
CUUUCCAACUGCCUGACUGCUUGUUUUCCUUACCGGCAGGAGCUCCAGCAUCUCCUUGGCUCGAAAUGGAUCCCAACUGCUCCUGCGCCACUGGUGGCUCCUGCACGUGCGCCGGCUCCUGCAAGUGCAAAGAGUGCAAAUGCACCUCCUGCAAGAAGAGCUGCUGCUCCUGCUGCCCCGUGGGCUGUGCCAAGUGUGCCCAGGGCUGCGUCUGCAAAGGGGCGUCAGAGAAGUGCAGCUGCUGUGCCUGAUGUGGGGACAACUCUGCUCCCAGAUGUAAAUACAGUAACCUGCACAACCUGGAUUUUUUUAAAUACAACCCUGAGCCAUUUUCUGCAUUUCUUUUUAUAUUAAAUAUGUGAUUGUUUUAUUGCUAUAAAAGAAUUUUGACUUGAAAAAAAAAAAAAA